This is a messenger RNA of Bipolaris zeicola 26-R-13, 2505 nucleotides long. RefSeq lists its product as uncharacterized. Bases 1 to 2505 code for a protein of 834 amino acids. Gene Ontology annotation, molecular function: transcription coregulator activity. The record is from RefSeq and is a predicted model, not a curated record. Gene Ontology annotation, cellular component: nucleus; nuclear chromosome; SWI/SNF complex. The transcript has 2 exons. Gene Ontology annotation, biological process: regulation of transcription by RNA polymerase II; chromatin remodeling. Lineage: Eukaryota; Fungi; Ascomycota; Dothideomycetes; Pleosporales; Pleosporaceae.
AUGCUGUCUCCGCCCACAGCCGACUCCCAGACGCUCGACUCGUCCACCGCCCAGCAGCAACAGCACGGCGCGUCCACCACUUCCUCCUCCUCCACCACCACCACCAACGGCACCUCGGGCGACGGCGCCGUUCAGCCUCCCAACGCCCCUCCUCCCAGCAUCAAUGGAGCAGACAUCGCGUCCGCCGAGAACAACGCGAUCCGAGACGGAAAACAAAAGGCCAAGGCCGUCAUGGCCGCCUCUGGCCUCAACCUGACGCCCACCCACGGCGACACGGCAUCGCCAGCACAUACCGACGCCAUCAACGGCGCGUCGCCCAGUCGAAAGCGAUCGCGUUCAGGCACCCGCAAGUCGUCGCGCACACCCUCGCACGAUGACGGGGCGCAACCCACGGCCUUGCAGAAACAGCUUCUCGAUCGCUACAUUGCGCGCGACCUGCUUGACAGCGUCAACAAGUACGAACGCAACAAGCAUUCCGAGAAGGUAUACGGCCAACUAAACGACCUGCGUCACUUUUACCGCGACGAAGUCUAUCCUGUGCGCCGCCAAAACCCCGGCGCAAUUUUUGGCUAUGGCUAUGCCGGCUAUGGCAACGGCGUGACUGACAUUCCCCCGGACCCCAGAGAUCCCCGCGCUCUCCCGCAAACAAAAUUGCUAUAUCCCGAACAUGCCAAGCGCGCUGGCCGUCGGCUCGCGCCGCAAUUGAAGAUCCCGAGAGACAAGAUAGCGCAGCAGGCGGAGCAGAUUGAAGAGCUGGUGCCUGUGCGUCUGGACAUUGAACUGGACAGAUUGAAGCUCCGAGACACGUUUACCUGGAACCUGCACGACCGCGUCACAAACCCCCUCUUGUUCGCCCAGACGCUCGUUGAAGACUUCCAGAUACCACCUGAGCUGCGCCAGAAUGUAAUGCAGCAGAUUGAUCGCGAGAUCCACGAACAGGUCCAGGACUACUACCCUCAUGCCUUCUUUGACGACGAGCCAUUGGACCCCCACCUACCAUACUCCGCAUAUAAGAACGACGAGAUGCGGAUAUCAAUCAAGUUGAACAUCACCAUUGGCCAGCACACUCUCAUGGACCAAUUCGAAUGGGAAAUCAACAACCCGCUGAAUGCACCUGAGGAGUUUGCAAGACAGAUGGCUGCGGACCUGUCCCUGUCCGGAGAGUUCACCACCGCCAUUGCUCAUUCCAUAAGGGAACAAUGUCAAAUGUUUACAAAGAGUCUAUACAUUACAGGGCAUCCCUUCGAUGGGCGCCCUGUGGAGGAUGCUGACAUUCAGGACAACUUCUUGCCUUCUCCACUCCCCUCCGUCUUCCGCCCAAUGCAGGCAACCAAGGACUACCAACCCUACCUGUACGAGCUGAGCAAUGCAGACCUGGAGCGCGCCGAGCUCUCCAUUAUGCGCGAGCAGCGACGCCAGAAACGAUCAGUCAAUCGCCGCGGUGGCCCGGCACUACCAGAUCUCAAGGAUCGACAACGGACUGUACGCACACUGGUUGUUUCGUCGGUUCUACCAGGAGCUGCAGAGACCAUCGAAGAAAGCCAGCUUUUCAAGGCGACAAGGAAAGCUAGGGAAGGCCGUCGUCGCGCUGAAGGCAGUUCAGACGAGUCUGAUAGCGAUGAGUCUGUGCUGGAAUCACCUGCUCCCGCGCAGUUGACUGGAGGUACUGCCCGAACUCGUGGUAUGCGUGGAGCAGCUACCGCCGCUCAAGCCGCCAUGCGUUCGGCCAUUGGCCGAUCAGCAACACCUGAAGUGUCCACUCUCCAGCCUCAUCAUGAGCCGCGGACAGCCAGAUCGCUCAGAUAUGAAACACGCGAGGAGAGCGUGUCUGAAUCGACUUCACUCAUAGUCAAACUUCGCAUCUCAUCGGCCAAGUUGAAAGAGUGGCAGGCCAAUCCAAAAGCAUUCGCAAAGCCUGCUUCCACCCCAAUGAUGGCACCAUCGCAAACGCCGGCACGAAAUACACCUACUGCAAACUCAAUGCCUCCACCACCAUCACCAUCACCGGCUUUGCCUUCUCGCUCUACUCCGACAGCGCCUCCAUCUGUCGAAGCAUCACCCCGCCUGUCCACAACUUCCACACCAGCUGCUUCGAAUGAGCAACGACAAUACAGACCAGAUGGCUCAAUGGAAGCACCUUGGCCUGCGCCUCCUGUCUCACAACAUCCUCCCCCACCUCCGUGGCUCCAACAAGGAUUGCAGGAUCUCCGUGACCGAAAUCCCGGUGAACUCUUCGAAUCCACCAUGCGUUAUGCAGUCAUGAACGAGGCCGCGGAAGAUCCCAAGACCGGCGCCGUUGCUCCCAAGCAAGUUCGGAUAGAUACACUUGCCCCAGGUGCACCACUGCCUGCGAACCACAAAGCAUACUUCCUACCUCGGAUUCGAUGCAUGGAUUGCCCUGGAAAGCUGUACAAUGCAGGUCCCGAGCAGACAGUCAACAAUUUCGAACUCCAUCUGAAGAAUCGGGCGCAUACGGAGAACGUACGAAAACGAACUGGUCAAUGA